UCCAGUAUUUAGGACAGAGUGCAGUUGGAUAAAGAGAAAAUCAAAGAGGUUGUUUUAAUGGAGGUGGUGUUGAUCCCAUGGCCAGUGAUGGGGCACGUGCAAAUCGUGGAGUUUGCGAAGCUCAUCAUCCACCGUCAAACUCUUCUUCCUCCCGGUAAAACUCUCUCAGUCACCGUCCUCCUCAUGAAGCUCCCUGACUACAUCGACUCCGUCAGCAGCUCCUACGCCGACUUACUCUCCUCCUCCUCCACAUCAGCCGGCGCCGCCGUGCACCUCAACUUCGUCCACCUCCCCGCAACCGAGCCUACGCCCGAGUGGAGCGCCAGAACUCGGGGUUACUUCGUCCACAGCCUCGUGGUGAGCCAGCAGCCCAACGUCGCCGACUUCCUCCGCUCCCGCCUCCCCAACGUCGCCGCCGUGGUGGUCGACAUGCUCUGCACCUCCAUGAUCGGCGUCGCGGCCGAGCUCGGCAUCCCUGCCUACAUCUUCUUCACUUCUCCCGCCAGUUUCCUCGGCGCCAUGCUCCACUUCCAGACCCUCCACGACGAGCAAAACGACGACGUCUGCGCACUCCAGGACUCGGGAUCCGAGCUGGAUAUCCCGAGCUUCAGCCUCCCCCUGCCUCCUAGCGUCCUGUCUCAGGUGCUGGUGGUUAGGAGCCAGUGGGAGGAUAGGUUCCUUCACUAUGCUCGUGAUUAUAGGAAGGCUAGAGGAAUCAUUGUCAACACUUUUGUUGAGCUCGAGCCUCAUGCGUUGGGAUCGUUCGUCGUGGAUUCGGCAUAUGGCGCUGCACCGGUCCCACCGGUGUACUCUGUUGGCCCGAUUUUGAACCGUGGCCCUUCUCAUAAAAGCUCCCCUGAGGUUCUGAAGUGGCUGGAUGAGCAACAUUCUGGAUCAGUGGUAUUGAUCUGUUUCGGGAGCCAGGGGAGUUUGAGCGAGGUUCAAAUACGGGAGCUGGCAAUCGGGCUCGAGCGGAGCGGCCAGCGUUUCCUCUGGUCGCUCCGGCGCCAGGCACCGAGCAGCCAGAAGGCGAGCUUCCCGGGAGAGUACGAGAGCUACAGAGAAGUCCUGCCGGAGGGGUUCCUAGACAGAACUAGUGGAGUGGGUAAGGUUGUGGGGUGGAUACCACAGCUGGAGGUGUUAUCCCAUCCAGCUGUGGGCGGGUUCGUGUCGCACUGUGGGUGGAACUCGGUGCUCGAGAGCCUCUGGUGUGGCGUGCCCGUGGCGACAUGGCCUUUGCACUCAGAGCAACAGAUGAACGCGUUCCAGCUGGUGAGGGAGUUGGGGCUGGCGGUGGAGAUCACGCUGAGCUACUUGGAGAGGAGCAGGGAUGGGUCAGUGGUGGCCGUGGCGGAGGUGGAGAGAGGGAUAAGGGAGGUGAUGGAGAGUGGGAGUAAGGUGAAGGAGAGAGUGAGAGAGAUGAAGGAGAAGAGUAGGAUGACUGUGGUUGAAGGUGGAUCUUCAUAUGCUUCUUUCAAGAGGUUAAUUGAUGAUAUGAUGAGCUAUGCUUCAACCUAAUGAAUUCAUCAAUCAUUUUCGUGACACAUUGAGAGACUUGAUUUGUAAUAAAUGUAACACUAAAACAUGACAGCAACUUUUUAGUUGAAAACUGGAGUCACGAAUGCAACAUUAUAUGCUGAGUUUUUGUUAAAAA
This is a messenger RNA of Salvia splendens (bonfire salvia), 1654 nucleotides long. RefSeq names its product anthocyanidin 3-O-glucosyltransferase 2. The coding region runs from base 58 to 1518 and encodes 486 amino acids. The transcript has 2 exons. Gene Ontology annotation, molecular function: UDP-glucosyltransferase activity. NCBI's taxonomy places the organism in Eukaryota, Viridiplantae, Streptophyta, Magnoliopsida, Lamiales, Lamiaceae. The record is from RefSeq and is a predicted model, not a curated record.